Osmerus eperlanus (European smelt) is the source of this 4078-nucleotide messenger RNA. RefSeq lists its product as uncharacterized. The transcript is spliced from 17 exons. Lineage: Eukaryota; Metazoa; Chordata; Actinopteri; Osmeriformes; Osmeridae. Gene Ontology annotation, biological process: negative regulation of protein ubiquitination; negative regulation of protein K48-linked deubiquitination; negative regulation of proteasomal ubiquitin-dependent protein catabolic process. Bases 164 to 2935 code for a protein of 923 amino acids. Gene Ontology annotation, molecular function: K48-linked polyubiquitin modification-dependent protein binding. Gene Ontology annotation, cellular component: cytoplasm; nucleus. The record is from RefSeq and is a predicted model, not a curated record.
CGCAGUUUGGCCAGUACAGUACAACAACAGGCAAUUGGACUCGGAAGCAUUUUUAAGAGAUAAUGAAAGCCAAGGAAAUUGUAUAGUAGCCAGAGCAAAACUAAAAGUGUAUCUAACAUUAGAUAUCAUCAUCAGUCAUCUCUUCCUAAAGAAAUCACACAUCAUGGAUUCCACUCCGACUAUCGGGGAAUUCUUCCGUACCCUGUGUGAAAUGGGCUUCACGGAAGAGCAGAUCCAGUCAGCUGUGCAGGCAGGACACUUCGCUGUACCAGAAGCAGCUGAGUGGCUUCUCCAAGGAGAAAGUCUGAGGCACAAAUUGGUAAAGCACCCCGCCCAGCCGGUCCAAACAGCGUUUUCUGCUUUCAACCCUCCCAAAGAUACAGGGACACAAUGCCCCCCAAGCACGUCACGCACGGAGCCCUCCGACGUUGGAGGCCCGUCUCUGGUCCUGGGCCACCCGCUCCCCUCCCCCCCAGCUGCAGAGCCCCCGCCGCUGGAGUCCCGUAUCAGGCAGGACAAGAGUGACUUCCAGGAGCAGCAGAGGCAGCGUGUGGCCCAGGAGGCCCGCAGCGAGAGGAGGCACAAGAAACAGGAGCGAGAGCUGGUGCUGAAGCGAAUAGCGGAUGACCGGAGGACCCUGCUGGAGAAGACCCAGCCAGGCACCCCCACAGACCCCUCUCCUCCUGACAGCCAGGGUCAGAAGCUGGGGGGCAGGACUCAGACCAGCCUUGACAACAACUGCAUCCUCAUGAUUCGUCUGCCCUCUGGGGAGUCCAUGAGAGAGCGUUUCCCUGCAGACGCCCCCCUGCGCAGCGUGAUGGAGCACAUCUCUGGCCGCCACCCCUCCCUGCCCUCAUUCUCCCUCCUCCAGGGAUUCCCGCGCAAGCGCUUUGGCGAGGCGGAGCUGGCCUGCUCCCUGCACUCUCUGGGCCUCACCCCCAAUGCCGCACUCUGCAUCCAGACCACGCCUCCAGAGACACCCCAGGACCCGGCCAGCCCCGCCGCUCCACUCUCGUUGAGUCAGGCGGCGGUGGAGGAGGUGGUGACUCCACCCAACCUCCCUCCUCUCCCACCACAGGUCCCGGUCCAGGAGAUGGGGGAAGAGCCUGCCCUGCCCCCACCCCUCCCCCAACAGUUGUGGGAGGAGGCAGUGGGCUACGCAGGAAUCCCUGGGGUGGGCCCCCCACUGACUGGCCCCUCCCACUUUUGGGGGCCUGGCAACAAGCUGGUUCCGGGGGAUGCUGAUGGGGCCGCCAGCUCUGACGAUGACGAGCAACCCGAGGAACAGCAAGAUCCAGCCCUCCUCCUGAAUGGUAUGCCUCGAUUGCCGUUCUUCCUGGAGAACCGAGUGCGUGUUGGGUUUGAGCCCCGGCACCACUGGCCCGACCAGGGGAACCGACUCAGGGAGGCAGCAAUGGAGCAGGCCGUAGAGCCAGAGGGGGCUGGAGGCAGGGUGGUGCCCGGGGCGGCUGGCCAGGCUGCGGUGGAGCGUCUCCAGAGAGCUGCCCACCAGGACGACCCCCAAGCCUCCCAGGGGCACCCGUCACCCCCCAAGAGGCCUUUCAGGACACCCAGCGUCCCCUCCCUUUGCGUCAUGGCCACCAGGGCUACCGUGCACCUCAUGACAGCUCCCAGCAUGCAGUACAGCAGCAGCCUGUCGUGCCUGACCCCAGAGCUGGCCGAACUGCUGCUCAGCCACAUGUCUCGUGAGAGGCUGCUGCGGCCCCGGACCUUGGAGCUGUUCUUCGGCUGCCCGCUGCAGAAGUUUGUCCUCAACUGCUACCCUUACUCUACCAACGAACUGCUGCGGCAGCUCCGCGCCUUCACAGCAUUGAAGCACCUGAGCCUCGUUAGCUCACCCCUGAUCACCGAUGCUGGUCUGUCAUUCCUUCCCUGUCUGGUCAAACUGCAGCACCUGAACCUGGCCUCCUGCAGCAAGCUGACAGACUCCUGUCUGCAGCACAUCACAGGCCUGAAGAGCCUGUGCUUCCUGUCCCUGGACCAGACCAAAGUAAGCGAUGUCGGAAUGGUGCUGUAUCUUCAGUCAGCCCCGUCAUCACUCUCCCAGCUCAGUCUGAACCAGACGUCUGUGACGGAGGCUACCCUGGCAGUGCUGCCCGCCUGCACUCCACAGCUGCGACUGCUCAGCAUCAAACACACCAAGGUGAGCGAUGUGUCUGCCCUGGCACAGCUGGCCUGCCUGCAGACCCUUUACCUGGAUGGCACCGGGGUGAGGGAGGAUUCCCUGGAGAACCUGGCAACCCACUCCUCUCUCUCUUCCCUCAGCCUGGCCGGCAUCCCCGUCGCUGACGGCAACCACGCCCUUCAGAUCAUCUCGGGUCUUAAGCUGACCCAGCUCACCCUUCCUGGGCGCCACUCAGUGACAGACAGUGGGCUGCACUUCCUCUCCAGGCUGUCUCUCCUCUCAGAGCUGGACCUGACCGACUACACACACGUCACUGACCAGGGAGUCUCUGAGCUGGCAUCCAUGACCAGGCUGAAGAAGCUGUCCCUCAGUAACACCCAGGUGACAGACGCGGGGCUGCCCUCUCUGAGGUGUCUGCAGGAGCUGCUGGAGCUCUGUCUGGACCGCACGGCCGUCACCAGCAGGGGCGUGGCUGCUCUGGUCACCUGUCUGCCGCACCUGCAGGUGUUGGGGCUAGCCAGUACCCAGGUGGGGGACACGGUGGUGAGGAGAGGUCUGGUCAGCUGCUCCCAGCUGCUGAAGCUCAACCUCAGCCGCACGCGCAUCACUGACCACGGUCUGAAGUACCUGAAGCGUAUGAACCUGAGCCAGGUGAACCUGGACAGCUCUGGCGUGACACUGUUGGGCAUCGCCAACCUCAUCUCCUCCUGCCCACACAUCACCAGCAUCCGCGCCAGCAACACAACGGUCAUCCCCCCCGACCAGGUCUCCGACGACGACGCCCAGUGAGACUUGGACAGCGCGCUCAGCCCCCCUCCCCAGCAGCCUACCACACUGUCACAUACACACACACACAAGACUUAUUAGAGCCACACACAUGGAGAACCACAGAUGGCCACUACCCAAACAUACAGACCAAACAAACGUUUUUAAUUCAGUGUGAUCUAUUCAGUAUCCUGCUGACAGAAUCACCUGCUUCCAACACGACAGUCUGUCACCCGGCUAGACAAGGCAUCAGCUAGACAAGGCAUCAGCUAGACAAGGCAUCAGCUAGACAUGGCAUCAGCUAGACAAGGCAUCAGCUAGACAAGGCAUCAGCUAGACAUGGCAUCAGCUAGACAAGGCAUCAGAUAGACAACGCAUCAGCUAGACAACGCAUCAGCUAGACAACCCAUCAGCUAGCGGCACACCCGCUCUGGCGUCUUUAGCACACAGCCUUGCGUCCCCUGACUUUAGCCUCUGCAGAUAUUAUACAUGCAUUACACCUGAACCCAUGUAUCAAACCCCCAAACCGCUGAUGUCAUGAUGACAUGAUGUCAUGAUGACAUGAUGUCAUGAUGACAAACUGACCUCCCACUUGAUCGUGCCACAUAGAUCCAGAAAGUGGCCGACACGUAUGCAUGAAAUGUCUUAAAGCAGGGCAACUAUAUGAAACAACCAGGUGUGUACCAUGUAUGUACCACAGCAUGUUAACUAGAAUGUCAAAUACUUCCCUUCAAAAUUCAGUCAGUAAAACAGUUGUAGCCCCUCAGACCUGGCAGCUCCAGUGAGGGGGAUGUGUUCUAUGCCAGACAAUUAACGUCCAUUCAACCUCGUUUUUCCUGUUAGACUCUGCUUGUAAUCCGUAACACUUUUAAGUCCAUUUGAAAAUAAAUUCCAUUACAACUGGAUAUCUUAAGCAUACCCUUGUGGUAGGAGUUGGUCGAUGUGUUGGUCGACAGUUGGCCAUGAUGCAUAUUGCAUGAGUGGCUGGGUUCAUGAGCACCAAUGCACCUUCUGUAAUAUGAAAUUGAGUUUUGCGUCUCUUAUGUUUACAGAGAUGUAAAAUACUGGACAGUUUAUUUUUCCCCAAAAUGUAAAUGGUUUUGGAUAAGAGCACUGUACAUUUUCAAAGGCAAAUGCAGAAGAAAUAAAUACUGUUUUGAAUGUUUA